CCCCGCACCAACGCCGCCGCCGCCGCCGCCGCCGCCGGGUGGGGUGGGAGGGGCGGGAGCCGCCGCCGCCGCCGCCUCCCGGGUGGGCGCCCCGCGCCGUGGACGCCGGCGGCCCGGGCCGAGGUCUUGGGCGCGUCAGAGGCCUUGAGCCAAUGAAGUUGGAGCCCCUCAAAGAGGACACGGCCGGCCCAGCGUGGGAACUGAAGGCUCGCGGCGCGUCCUCUCGGCUUCACAGUGGCGGAAUGCGCGCGGCCGCCCGCCAGUCCCCCUGAGCCCGCGGACGACGCCCUUGCCCGUGAGUCCGGGAGUCGCCGAGCGCGGGCGAGGAUGGCCCUGGUGGACAAGCACAAGGUCAAGCGGCAGCGGCUGGACAGGAUCUGCGAAGGUAUCCGCCCCCAGAUCAUGAACGGGCCCCUGCACCCGCGGCCCCUGGUGGCCCUGCUGGACGGCCGGGACUGCACGGUGGAGAUGCCCAUCCUCAAGGACCUGGCCACCGUGGCCUUCUGCGACGCGCAGUCCACGCAGGAGAUCCACGAGAAGGUGCUCAACGAGGCGGUGGGCGCCAUGAUGUACCACACGAUUGCGCUGACCAGGGAGGACCUGGAGAAGUUCAAGGCCCUACGUGUCAUCGUGCGUAUCGGCAGUGGUUACGACAACGUGGACAUCAAGGCGGCAGGCGAGCUGGGCAUCGCCGUGUGCAACAUCCCGUCGGCGGCCGUGGAGGAGACGGCCGACUCCACCAUCUGCCACGUCCUCAACCUUUACCGGCGCAACACGUGGCUGUACCAGGCGCUGCGGGAGGGCACACGUGUCCAGAGCGUGGAGCAGAUCCGGGACGUGGCCUCGGGCGCGGCGCGCAUCCGCGGGGAGACGCUGGGCCUCAUCGGCUUCGGUCGCACGGGGCAGGCGGUCGCUGUUCGAGCCAAGGCCUUUGGAUUCAGCGUCGUGUUUUAUGACCCCUACUUGCAGGACGGGAUUGAGCGGUCCCUGGGCGUGCAGCGCGUCUACACCCUGCAGGACUUGCUGUAUCAGAGCGACUGCGUGUCCCUGCACUGUAACCUCAACGAGCAUAACCACCACCUCAUCAACGACUUUACCAUCAAGCAGAUGAGACAAGGGGCGUUCCUGGUGAACGCGGCCCGCGGCGGCCUGGUGGACGAGAAAGCCUUAGCCCAAGCCCUCAAGGAGGGCAGGAUACGAGGGGCUGCCCUCGACGUGCACGAGUCGGAGCCUUUCAGCUUUGCUCAGGGUCCCCUGAAAGAUGCCCCCAAUCUCAUCUGCACGCCCCACACGGCCUGGUACAGCGAGCAGGCGUCCCUGGAGAUGCGGGAGGCGGCCGCCACCGAGAUCCGCCGGGCCAUCACCGGCCGCAUCCCGGAAAGCUUAAGGAACUGUGUGAACAAGGAAUUCUUCGUCACGACAGCGCCCUGGUCGGUCCUAGACCAGCAGGCCAUCCACCCCGAGCUCAAUGGUGCCACUUACAGAUACCCCCCGGGUAUCGUGGGCGUGGCCCCGGGGGGACUCCCCGCCGCCAUGGAAGCCAUCAUCCCCGGCGGCAUCCCGGUGACCCACAGCCUGCCCACCGUGGCACACCCGUCCCAAGCGCCCUCUCCCAAUCAGCCCACGAAACACGGGGACAGUCGAGAGCACCCCAACGAGCAAUAGCAGAGUGACGCGCGGGAACCACUCGCGAGCCUGGGACCAAGAGGCGCCGGAGGUGAACUGAGAUGGAACGUGUCGUCGGGCUUCGGCCCGCGCCUGCAGCGUGGGCCGAGCCGAGCCUCGGGCGUGGCCGGGAGCGCCCCCUUCUGUUGUUGUGUGUUAAGUUUCUCAUCUGUGCAUCACGUCGCCGAGAGUGAAUCGAUCCACCCUCCCUCCC
This is a messenger RNA of Sorex fumeus (smoky shrew), 1879 nucleotides long. RefSeq names its product C-terminal binding protein 2 (gene CTBP2). The transcript has 11 exons. NCBI's taxonomy places the organism in Eukaryota, Metazoa, Chordata, Mammalia, Eulipotyphla, Soricidae. The record is from RefSeq and is a predicted model, not a curated record. Gene Ontology annotation, molecular function: oxidoreductase activity, acting on the CH-OH group of donors, NAD or NADP as acceptor; NAD binding; transcription corepressor activity. The coding region runs from base 328 to 1665 and encodes 445 amino acids.